CUAACACGCCUGGCGGAGAUCUGCACUCUACCGAGUGACUCUUCUAGUUUCUAUUACUUUUGCCUUCAGGCAUGGUAUUACCCUUACCAGAUGUCUAGUUAUCACAAACAGCGGUGUACAGUUUAGAGCAAGGGUGUGCAGUCUUAUCCGAAAAGAGCCAGCUAGCGUGGGUGCAGGUUUUUGUAUUCACACAAUGACACCCAAUUCUACCUAUUGAGGUAUUUAUUUAAGACAGAGAUUAGAUGAAUCAGGUGUUGUAGUCCUGGACAAAAACAAAAAUCUGCACCCACACCAGAGCCCUGUUUCACAAUUCAGGAUUACUGAGUUAGCUGGAUAACCGCACUAAAUAAAACCAGCGCCUCUCACAAAUGUGGAAUACGGACUGGGAUAAAAAGAGCUGCUUUUAGUCAGCGCAGUUAUCAACUAACUCAGUAAUCCCGCUUUGUGAUGUUGUUGGAUGUUGGCUCGAUCCCAUAUUACAGUUGUUAAUGUAGGUAAGUGAACUUCAGUUGCGAUGGAAACUGUGAAACGGAUAUUUGAAUGCGAACAGAAGCCAUCCCAUUGGCGAAAAAACGGCAGUAGUGACCCAUCAUUGGCCCAUAUGCUUGUCUGUCACAUCGGAAAUAUCCCCGUGGAUGCAGAAUUUAAGGGCAAGAUAUAUAUAAUUCCACCCUGUUCGUGGGUGGAGUUGUGGGUGAUGGGCAGAGCUUGCGGCGCCAUGCUUACCACCAUCACAGAUGGGAUUCUGUGCUGUCUCACGGGGAAGUCUGCUGAUGUGCUGGUUCCCGUGGAGACGUUGGAGCCUGGCGACGGGAUGGAGUUUGUGGAGGUGAAGCCCGGGCGCGUCCUGCGCGUUCGGCACAUCGUGCCCGAGAGGCCGGUGAUAGAGCCGGUUUCCACGGCGAGCGUCAGCGUGCACUGCAAGCGGCGGAUCAGCCUGUACCGCGACGGCCAGCUGGUGAUCGAGAACCUGGGUGAUGUCCUACACUGCCCAGGAGGGGGCGCUGAGCGCAACAGCACCCUGGAGCUAGAGCUCUCUGACUACAACAGCAACGCUACACCCCCUGCCCCCGUGGCCCCACCCCCCGCCCCAGUGGCCACGCCCCCGGCCCCGCCUCCGCGCCAGCGGCGCAGGAAGCCCAAGCGCUCGGUGAUGAUUGACACGCAGCGCAGCGUCAGCAGCUGCAAGGGCGGCCAGAGCGACCUGGCGCUCUUCUUCCUGCACGGCGUGGGCGGCUCGCUGCACAUCUGGGGCCGGCAGCUGGACUUCUUCUCCCGCCUGGGCUAUGAGGUCAUCGCCCCCGACCUGGCGGGGCACGGCGCAAGCUCCGCCCCCCGCAUCGCCGCCGCGUAUACCUUCUACGCUCUCGCCGAGGACCUGCGUGCCAUCUUCAAGAGAUACGCCCGCAAACGCAACAUCCUCAUUGGACACUCCUACGGGGUGUCGUUCUGUACCUUCCUGGCCCAUGAGUAUCCUGAGCAGGUGCAUAAAGUGGUGAUGAUAAACGGGGGAGGACCCACAGCACUGGAGCCCAGCCUCUGCUCCAUCUUCAACCUGCCAGCCUGCCUGCUGCACUGCCUGUCCCCGUUCCUGGCCUGGAGCUUCCUUAAGGCGGCGUUCGCGCAGCAGGGUGCGCGGGAGAAGCAGCUGCUGAAGGACGGAAACGCAUUUAACGUGUCGUCCUUUGUUCUGCGGGCCAUGAUGAGUGGCCAGUACUGGCCGGAGGGGGACGAGGUGUACCACGCUGAGCUGACCACGCCCAUCCUGCUGCUGCACGGGGCGCACGACAAGUUCGUCCCCAUGGAGGAGGACCAGCGCAUGGCGGAGAUCCUGCUGAUGGCGUUUCUGAAGGUGAUUGAGGAGGGCAGCCACAUGGUGAUGCUCGAGUGCCCAGACACCGUCAACACUCUGCUGCACGAGUUCUUCCUGUGGGAACCCGACGCCUCGUACAAGCAAAACCCAGCUGAGCCCGGCCCUCCCAAAAGCAAGCCCGCCCCUCCCAACGGCACACCCGCCCCUCCCAACAGCAAGCCCGUCCCUCCCAACAGAAAAUCUGCCCCUCCCAAUGGCAAGCGCGUCCCUCCCAACAGAAACCCUGCCUCUCCCAACGGCACGCCCGGCCCUCCCAACAGAAACCCCGCCCCUCUCUAUGGCAAGCCCACCCCUCCCAAAAGUAACCCCGCCCCUUUCAACAGCAACCCCGCCCAUCCCAACAGUAAUCCCACCCCUCCAAACAGCAAUCACACCCCUCUCAACAGCCAGUUGGCUGCCGGUGCACCGAAGAACAAGUAGCCAAUGGGGUGGAUGCUGAUAAAAGAAGGUGACUGAUGUGCAGUUUAUUAUUGGGGGGCCUGCACUGGGUGAGUGUGCUGAUUGGCUUAGAGCCAGAGGCAUUGUGGGAGCUUGAGAGCAGCUGCAGUGGGACAGAGGGGACCUCAACCCUCACCCACAAAAACAGGGGAGCUAAGUGACCAGGAGCUGAGCUGUUAAUCCUCCUACAUUUCCCACAAUCCCCCUUUCCUCCCACUGAUGCCAGCCAUCAUUGCAGGAGUGACCUGGGGCCCCGCCCACUAACCUUGGAGCAAAUCAGAGCAGACAGCUGGAUUGUGGGUCUACACUUGGUUGAGUGGACCGUGGUGGACUGUGGUACAGUCAGGGAAAAUGCCCCCCCCCCCCCCCCCCCCCCCCCCCGCCAUGUUAGCUUGCAGAUGCCUUUUUUGCAUGUUGUUGUCCAUUCAGAUACAGCUUAAUCAUGUUGUUGUCUUCCUAACUCAAUAUAAACAGGUUUUUCUCCUGCAGAAGUGAGUCAAUAUGAGGCUUGAAUACAGCAGUUUUAUUUUCUGGUUUAAUUUAUUCAUAGAAUUAAAGGCAAAAUCACUCCUAACCAAAUGCGUAUUAUUUAACCAUCGUAAGACUGAACACCCACAGAGAGAGUAUAGCUAGAGUCGUGUGUGUUCACAGUACAUGUGCGUUCACAGUAUGUAUAUGUGUUCAUGGUACAUAUUUAUGUUUGCAGUAGACGUUUGCUCAUGGUACAUAUGUGUGUUAAUGCCUCUAAUGACCAGCUUCAGGUCUGUGGGGUUUAGUACAAAGAGAUAAUGGAGAAAUUAUUCUGUAAGUAACAGUUAAUUCAGUGUAUGUGUGACAGAGAGAUAAAAUGAGUAGCAUUCUUGAAUACACAGCUAUAUUUCUCUCUCUUUUAAGGGAUGGGGUACCCCAGAUUAUCCCCAACAAAAAGGCCUAGUUUCCCCACAGAUAAAACCCAUCUCGAAACACAAAUAUAAUAUUUCACACUGAUUGGGUCUGGGAACAUCUUGCUUCGCUCAUUUGGACACAUCACAUACAGGAUCAGUGGAAACAGGAACUCUGUAAUGGAAUCUCUCACUGUACAUAAACCACAAAGAUGGUGGUGAAUAUUGGUGUCUGCACUGAGUUUAUGAUUUUAAUUUUUGCAACAUAGUGUUCAGCCUUACUUACUUCAAUUCAUUGAGGACUUUGUUGUCUUUGUUGCGUAUUUUGUAUUUGUACCAUCCCUGGGAAUUGUUCCCUAUUGAAGGAAGUCUUUGGGGGCCCUCUCGCUUGGCUUGGCAGCCAUAUUUCUGAUGUUAGUAGCUAAUGUAGGCAAACCAACCUUUGCGGCAACUGCAGUCUUCAACUAAAUGAAAUAAGUGUUAAGAUUAUGCAGCCAAAAAGGUUUGGUCUGAACAGGGAUCAUUUUGUUGUUUUCAAAUCAGUACUGUUACAGAAUAUUUAUUAGUAGUGUCAUCGUGUUAAAGAUGGAGUCGUAUUUAACUGUUGACGUACAAAUGAAUGCUUACCAAAGAUGCUGAGAAGUACGGAAAGGUGCUCUGUUGUUUGGAAACUGGAAGAACCAUGGCAACAUUUAUUACCUAAAAGUUUUAUAUUUACCAUGGACAGGUGAAGUAUUCAUAUUUUCCAUGAUUCUGGGAUUCAGCCUGAAUGUACAGGACCAGGUUUGGGAGUGCCUUACUGACAUCUCAAAAUCUGUGCUAGAUCCGCUGGACAACAGGGAACUGUGUGGCCAAUCAGAGAUAUGGACUGUGUGGCCAAUCAGUGAUAUGGACUGUGUGGCCAAUCAGUGAUAUGGACUGUGUGGCCAAUCAGUGAUGGGAACUGUGUGGCCAAUCAAUGAUAUGGACUGUGUGGCCAAUCAGUGAUGGGGACUGUGUGGCCAAUCAGUGAUGGGGACUAUGUGGCCAAUCAGUGAUAUGUACUGUGUGGCCAAUCAGUGAUGGGAACUGUGUGGGCAAUCGGAGAUGGGAACUGUGUGGCCAAUCAGAGAUGUGGACUGUGUGGCUAAUCAGUGAUGGGAACUGUGUGGCCAAUCAGUGAUGGGGCCUGGGGACUGGUUUUUUGGAAAGUGGGAGUCCAUGGUAGGGCUUGGCAAUAUAUCGCAGUGAUAAUUAUCGCAUGCAAUAAGGGUUGUCUCCACCAUAUGGCAUAUCACCUUUCUUUUGUCUUCUUCUUUUUAAUUAUACCUGAAGUGUUACUAAACAACUAAAGAGGCUGUGUAAAAUGUUUCGCAAACACAACCGCUGUUACCUACUGGGUGUUGACAGCCAAGACAGCCAAACAGCAGCAAGGUCGCACAGCUUCCGUGUGAUCAUGUGAUGUGUUUCUGCCAAUCGCACGGAAGCUGCAAGGCCUUGCUGCUGAUUGGCUAUCUUACGGUCAAGCAAUAGGUGGUUUUUUUUCCAGAAAGCGUUUCACGCGGCUUCCAAAAGUGUGAUUGUUUGCUAUUGCGUCAGAUAUAAUUAAAGAGAAAAAGGCAAAAAGGAAGGCGGUACGCCACACGGUGGCGACGACCGUUAUUGCAUGCAAUAAUUAUCACUGUGAUAUAUCGCCCAGCCCUGGUCCAUGGCUAGCUGGACAUAUUCCCAUUUUUGGGCUGAGAUGGGCAGGCAGGUGUUGCCGUGAGCUGGGUAGGUAAUGGUAGUUUCUUGGUAGUUAAUGUUAGCUAGUGUAACUCCACCAAUACAAAUGAAUAAUAUGUGAAAUAAGCUAUGUACAGAUUUUCUCAGAAUAAGGGUCCGCUAAGCUAAUCAAUAAUAUAAUCUUAUUAGCAAUACGAGGCUGGAUCACAUGAGAACUUGAGCUGCAGCAUUCUGUCUCACCUCAUGCUGCAACAGACAGUGAGUGGCCUCUUCCUCCUCCUCCUCUUCCUCUGCUGCUACAGCUACUGCCCACUGUUGUGGCUGUUCCCUCAGAACACACAGUGUGCCCCAUACCGUACACCCCACAUGUUUAACCAUGUAAGACUGUGGUUAUGGUCCUGGUUAAAACCAUGCUGGAUUUACAUACCUGCUUGUCUGCAACCACAAUUAGAGCUGCAGUUAUACAUUAAAUACAGUCACACAUAUGAUAAAUACAGUCACACAUAUGAUAAAUACAGUGACACAGAUGAUAAAUACAGUUGGGGGGCGACAUAGCUCAGUAGGUAAGAGCGGUUGUCUGGCAGUCGGAGGAUGGCCGGUUCGAUCCCCCGCCCUGGGUGUGUCGAAGUGUCCCUGAGCAAGACAUCUAACCUCUAAUUGCUCCCA
Molecule: messenger RNA, 5562 nt
Organism: Anguilla anguilla (European eel)
Lineage: Eukaryota; Metazoa; Chordata; Actinopteri; Anguilliformes; Anguillidae
Product: protein ABHD8-like
Exons: 7
Coding region: 515-2293 (592 amino acids)
Molecular function (GO): catalytic activity
Source: RefSeq, a predicted model, not a curated record